CCGCAGUCAACUUCCGGCAGCUGGCGAAAGUGUCUGGAAGAGGGAAAGGAGAAGAGUAGGCGGCUGGCCCCAAGGCGAGGAGAGUCGCGAGGAUGCCGGGGAAAGAGCUCCACAAGCGUAGGAGUUUAGUCUCGCAUAUGCUGAGAGGUUCCAAAUCAAAUCUAAGGAGACGGGAUGACGAGACCAUCGAACCGGGCGAGGGGGCGGACGAAUGGGCGCAGGCCAAAACGUUGAUCAAGCCGAUAGACCAACUGGAGCUGACCGAGGCCGAACUGAAAGAGGAGAUCACACGCAUCCUGACAGCCAACAACCCUCACGCCCCACAGAACAUUGUCAGAUACAACUUUAAAGAGAAAACCUACAAACAAAUAACUGUGGUGGAACAGCUGGCCGUUCAUUUAACUGUGUGCGGGAACCUGAUCUUCAGAGAUUCGGAUGAAGGUCGAAGGCAGAGCCUGAGGCGAAACACGAUGUCUAUGACCUCAGUUAUGGUUCCGGCUGCUCUGGUGGCGGAGAUUGAGGACGAGCUGAAAGAAACCCCAAGUCAACAGUCCGUUUCGGAGGCACCUGCAGAGGAACAAGAGGAGCAGGAGCAGGAACAGGAGCAAGAGCAGCAGCAACCGAGGCCCCGACCUGUCCAAGAACGGAAGCUCACCAACCAGUUCAACUUCAGCGAGAGAGCGUCUCAGACGUACAACAACCCGGUCCGGGACAGAGCGUGCCAGAUGGAGCCGCCCCCAAGAGCCAACUUCUCUGGUUCUGCUAACCAGUGGAAAAUCUACGAUGCCUACAUGGAGGAACUCCAGAAGCUGGAGAAGUCAAAGGAGAAAGAAAAACAGAAGGCUCCAGUUGCCAAGAAAGAAGACAAGACGAGGGGCCGGAAAUUGACUUCUCUGGAAUCUCAGAGCGAGCCUGAAAUCAGCGCUCCGAUGGCCGAUGCCCGCCCGCCGUGUGUUUUUGCCUCUGGAGGGCUCUCUGCUGUUGAUUCCAGAGAUGCCGGAGCACAGCAUGGGCUCAAAUCUGCCUGUGUGAGGGGUACUUGGAAGAACAGCAUCCUGUUUCAGGAGGCCGGAGUAGUCCUGGGGGAGCGUUCCCCUGGUGAUGGAAUUCAACAGCGGUAG
Sphaerodactylus townsendi is the source of this 1121-nucleotide messenger RNA. RefSeq names its product dynein axonemal intermediate chain 1 (gene DNAI1). Gene Ontology annotation, cellular component: outer dynein arm. The transcript has 10 exons. Gene Ontology annotation, molecular function: dynein heavy chain binding; dynein light chain binding. NCBI's taxonomy places the organism in Eukaryota, Metazoa, Chordata, Lepidosauria, Squamata, Sphaerodactylidae. The record is from RefSeq and is a predicted model, not a curated record. Gene Ontology annotation, biological process: cilium movement; outer dynein arm assembly. Bases 93 to 1121 code for a protein of 342 amino acids.